GAGUGCUAUCAGGUGUGUGGUCACUGGUGUGAACCAUUGGGUGAACAUCUGUGAAACAGUUACGUAGAAGUUGGUAUCAUAAUGAAGAGUAAUAAAGCUGUAAUUUCUUCUUGUGAGAAAGAUUUUAUUCUUUCAUGUAUUCGUAAAGGAAAGCGUUUAGAUGGACGUAAUACAUAUGAUUAUAGAGAGUUGAAAAUAUCUCUUGGCUUGGAAUAUGGUCAUUGUGAAGUAUUGUUGGGGAAGACAAGAGUUCUUGCCCAGGUUUCAAGUGAAGUUGUCAGCCCCACUGUUAACCGUCCAUCAGAAGGACAAUUGUUUUUCAAUGUGGAACUUUCACCAAUGGCAUCUCCUGCUUAUGAAGUUGGAAGAAUGUCUGGGCAGAUGGUUGAGUUAAACAGACUAUUGGAAAGAGUGUAUAAGCAUUGUGAAUGUGUUGAUGUUGAAGCCUUGUGUAUUAUAGCAGGAGAAAAGGUUUGGUCAAUCAGAGUUGAUAUUACAAUCAUGGAUGAUGGUGGAAAUAUUGCUGAUUGUGCUUCAAUUGCUGCAAUUACUGCAUUAUCUCAUUUUAGGCAUCCUGAUGUUGAAAUAUCUGAUCAGGAUUUCACCAUUUUGCCAGUAACAGAACGACAUCCAGUAUCCCUGGGUAUCCAUCACACACCCAUUUACAUCUCCUUCUCAUUUUUUCACAAUGGGGAAUUUUUAUUGGUUGAUGCGACAGAUAGAGAAGAGAGGGUGAUGGAAGGACAAAUGAUGAUAGCGAUGAAUAUUAACCGCGAAAUUUGCACAAUUCAAAUGAAUGGAGGAUUGUGUCUUGAAAAAGAUCAGAUUCUCAGAUGUUCGCAGAUUGCUCGCGUCAAAGUGGCUGAAAUUACGGAACUAAUACAGAAAGCGUUAAGAAAUGAUGAAGAGACGAGAAAGAACGGUAAACGACGAGUACAACUAACUAAUACUUAUGAAAAAAUCAGCGAAAUAAAUAAAGAUUCUUCACAUAUUAAUUCAAAGAAAGUGCUUAAAAUGGAUACAUCAAAAGAUACACAAAUAGAAAAAGAGAACACGAAAGAGUCGCAAUUUGUUGUCAGAUUAAAGGGAUUUAAUACUGCGGAGAUUGGUCAUGGCGGCUGGAAUACAUGGAUAAAUGAUGACACAAUGGAAUUUGAUAGUGAUCAAUUAGUAUCUGAUGAUACGAAUAAGAAACGGUUGUUUACAGGGGACAUGUCUUGUUCAAGUAGCGAAGAAGACACAAUUUUAUUGACAUCUGCAGACUAAUUUCUAAGACAGCAUUGCUUCAGGAUUUUCAAGAAGAUCAUCGGCGUCGACGACAAUAGGACUUUGGUCUAACUCUUUAACAACAAAUUCAUACAAGUCCAACAAUUCGCGAAAUCCAGCUUCUUGUGGAUCGAAAUAAUCCCAACCGGUCUUCUUUGAAUUUAUUGAUGCAUGAUAAAGAGAAGGAACAGCUUUCUUUGGAUUACGAAUGAGAAAGGAAUGUUUGAAAUUUCUAAGACCUUUCUGUCGAAGAAUUUCAAAAUUAUCCUUCAGAUAAUAAGCCAUAUCUUUGGAGAAGACAAAUUUCUUUCCUUCGUGUUUGGCCGAAAGACUUUUACUGAUAGCAUCCAAAGUACCAUCAAGUUGAUCAGGAAUAUUUCUGUAGCGGUCACUUUUACGGUUAGGAGCGAAAUAAUAGAAUUGGGAAAAAGGCUCAUGAAAUAUUUUACCAUUGUAAAGAUUUAUUAUUGCUCGUUGAAAUGCUGUUGAUAUGCAACGUGGAGCAGUCCAUAAAAAAACUCGCGUCUGAUCUUCUAUUGAUGACAUCUUACUCAAUUUUAACUAAAACAAAAAGUAGAUUGUUUAAAUUAUCCAACAGCUGAGUUUAAAUCACAUAUUAAUAAUUUAUUGUGUUUUCUUAUCAGUUUGAUCAACAAUUAUAUUUGCAUUUCAAAUUUCA
This is a messenger RNA of Xenia sp. Carnegie-2017, 1945 nucleotides long. Its product is annotated as exosome complex component RRP45-like. The record is from RefSeq and is a predicted model, not a curated record. Lineage: Eukaryota; Metazoa; Cnidaria; Anthozoa; Malacalcyonacea; Xeniidae. The coding region runs from base 82 to 1266 and encodes 394 amino acids. Gene Ontology annotation, cellular component: cytoplasmic exosome (RNase complex); nuclear exosome (RNase complex). Gene Ontology annotation, biological process: U4 snRNA 3'-end processing; U1 snRNA 3'-end processing; exonucleolytic trimming to generate mature 3'-end of 5.8S rRNA from tricistronic rRNA transcript (SSU-rRNA, 5.8S rRNA, LSU-rRNA). The transcript is spliced from 15 exons.